AUGGCGGCCUCGGAUAAGGAUAACGACCAGUAUGGCUUCAACGACGAUGCCGGAGACGACCAGUCGGUCCUGUCUACCCGUGGCAUAGAAGCAUUCGGGCGCAAGGUCACCACCACCGCGAGCCAUUUGAUCGGCCCUCUUUCCGAGCAGAGUGGCAACGGCCAUGGCCAUUACCAUGGCGCCCUUGCCGAGGUCCACAAACAGCUGCGCCGCCCAAAUGUCCAGCGCAGCAUGUUCUCGAUGGCGAAGACCACCCCGACCGACUUGGUGCGCUCAAAGCUCUCCAAGACGGAGAUCCAGCAUCGCGCUUUGACGUACCUUCCCGAUGAGCUCCUGGCCAACAUUCCCGAGGGCGACAACUCCUUUUCUCUGUUCCAGGGCUUCAAAGCUAGCUUCCCCGAAUUGACGGAAGAGGGCAGGAAGCACCGGAGGCGGGUUUCGAGGGGCAGGAAGUUGCUGGACGAGACGGCACAUACCCCCGGCACACCCCAAGAGCUGCAAAAUCUGAAAAAGGACAAGGCGUCAAUGAUGCACGAGCUCGAAAUGCUAGGUGUUCGUAAGAACAUGGCCAGCAGCGAGAUUCGUGACAUUGACAACAAAAUUGCGAACUUGCACGGCAUGCGACGGAUUAUUCUGGAAAGGCUAGCGAAUCUGGAGCAGGAAGAGACAAUGCUGGAACACGACCUUAUGGACACCGAAGCUCGAUUAGAAGAAGCGCAAGAGCUCUUCGACGAAGCGGAAUCAAUUGCUAUUAACACACCUACAAAGACUGAGGAGGACCUUGCCGGCGAUCAGGAUGAGUCCGGUUUCAUGUCGCAAUCCGUCUACGAGAAGCUACCGUCCGCAUCCAACACCCCGGCAUCAAAACAGAAGAAGAAGGUUGUUCGUCGAAAAUCUAUGCCGAUAUUGCACGAGCAUUUUGAACCGGGCACCGCCAUCAGGGAAAUUCGCGCCCACCAGGAUACUAUUACGGCUCUCGACUUUGACGCACCCUUUGGAACUAUGGUUACCUCGGCUAUGGACGACUCGAUAAAGGUUUGGGAUCUCAACGCGGGACGCUGCAUCGGUUUGCUAGAGGGUCACACCGCAUCCGUAAGAACGCUGCAGGUCGAAGACAACUUCUUGGUGACUGGUGGAAUGGACGCUACGAUUCGUCUGUGGGAUCUUAGCAAGGCUCACUACGACCCUCACGGCAGCCAAUUCGACGACGAUGAAGAUGGAAUCGCAUUUGAGAACCCCGACGACAGCCCGGUUGAACCUCCUGCAGGAAGCAUGAGGGAUUGUCCUCUUUACACCCUGCAAUCACAUGUUGACGAAAUUACGGCCCUUCACUUCAGAAACGAUAUCCUUGUCUCCGGUUCAGCAGACAAAACUCUGCGGCAGUGGGAUCUUGAAAACGGUCGUUGCGUGCAAACUCUCGAUGUUAUGUGGGCAGCAGCUCAGGCUUCUGCCAACUUUGGCAGUGACAGCUCUUGGAGGCAGACGAGUAGAGCGCCCGCGCAGACGGCCCACUUUAUUGGGGCUUUGCAAGUGUUUGAGACAGCUCUGGCCUGUGGUACCGCCGAUGGCAUGGUUCGUCUAUGGGAUUUGCGAAGCGGCCAGGUUCACCGAAGCUUGGUGGGACACACUGGCCCGGUGACAUGCUUGCAAUUCGACGACGUUCAUCUUGUGACCGGUAGCAUGGACCGAAGCAUUAGAAUAUGGGAUCUCCGUACAGGAUCCAUCUACGACGCGUACGCAUACGAUAACGCAGUCACCAGCAUGAUGUUUGACGAGAGGAGGAUCGUCAGCGCGGCGGGCGAGGACGUUGUGAAAGUGUACGAUAAGGUAGAGGGCCGGCAGUGGGAGUGCGGCGCCGGCAUUGCGGAAGCAGACGACAACAAGACGCCUGCCGUUGUAGAACGUGUACGUGUUAAGGACGGGUACCUGGUCGAGGGCCGUCAAGACGGUAUUGUAGGAGUAUGGACAUGCAUCAUAACUUUCAUCUAUGAAUUGAAUGGCUUCGUCGGUCCCAGGAAUAUGAACACCCUCAGCAACCCUGCCCUCAUCAAAGAAUGCACAGACCUAGCCCUCAGGAUGGCGUCCUCUCGCCCAGAGGACUUUGCCGCAGGCGACAACAAGACGUUGAAGGCAGACGGCGUACACGCUCUCACCAAAGAUCUUUUCGAGCGGUACAGCGAGCUCGCGCACCGCACGCUGGCCCUGGCACGCUCGCCUGCUGAAGAGGAAGCGGCGGAGAUGAUCCGCCUGCUCGACGAGGAGCUGGAGAGGACGUAUAAGCGGUUCUACGAUUUUGUGUACGCGGAGCUGCCGUUUUGUUGGAGGGUGCUGUAUACGGAGCUGAGCCUGAUGAAGUUUGUCGUCCUAGUCACGACGGGCGGAGCAAGCGACGAUGCGGGAAAGGAAGAGCUGCUGGAUGAGCUGGUCGGGGUGCUGGAUAAGGCUCUCAUUCUCGCUGGCGGCGCGGGGAGGAGUAGGGGCCGGAGGGUCAUUGAGAGGCUGCUUUCAUACCUCGAUGCCCCGACACAGGGUACCGCGUGCUUGCCGGGGACGUUCCCGACUACGAAGGUCUUCACCCCGCCUGUGACGAGGCCGAUCGAGGUCGUGGAGGGCAUGUCCAUGGCGGGGUUCCAGCGCUACCUCGACUCCGCGGGAGACCUCGGGCCGGAGCCGCUGGUGCUGAAGGGGCUGCUGACGGAGUGGCCCGCCUUGUCGAGCCGGCCGUGGGACAGCCCCGCGUACCUGAUGAGCAGGACCUGCGGCGGGCGACGGCUGGUGCCCGUGGAGGUCGGGCGGAGCUACGUCGACGAGGGGUGGACGCAGGAGCUGAUCCCGUUCAAGGAGUUACUGAGGCGGAUCACCGGCGAGAAGGGGAAGACGACGUAUCUCGCGCAGCACGAGCUCUUCACGCAGCUCCCGCACCUGCAGAACGACAUCCUCACGCCGGACCGCUGCUUCACCGCCCCGCCGCCGCACCCGCUCGACCCCUCAAAGAACAAGCCGGAGCUGGAUCUGCCGCUGGUGAACGCGUGGUUCGGCCCGCCGGGGACGAUCACGCCGCUGCACACGGACGGGUACCAUAACCUGCUCUGCCAGGUCGUCGGGGCCAAGUACCUGCGGCUGUACGCGCCGCACGACUCCGAGGCGCUGUGUCCGCGCGGGGAGGAGGAGGUGGACAUGUCGAACACGAGCGGGUUUGACGUUGGCGCCGUGGAGGGGUGGGACGAGGACGCGGAGGGGCGGGACGCGAUUGAGCUAGAGGAGUUCCGGGGGCUGCGGCACUGGGACUGCGUGCUUGAGAAGGGGGACGUGUUGUAUAUCCCGAUAGGGUGGUGGCAUUAUGUGAGGAGUCUAAGUGUGAGUUUUAGUGUGAGUUUCUGGUGGAACGGAAAUCACGUUGAGGCAGAAGGGUGA
This is a messenger RNA of Colletotrichum chrysophilum, 3414 nucleotides long. RefSeq lists its product as uncharacterized. Lineage: Eukaryota; Fungi; Ascomycota; Sordariomycetes; Glomerellales; Glomerellaceae. Gene Ontology annotation, molecular function: ubiquitin binding. The transcript has 5 exons. Gene Ontology annotation, biological process: ubiquitin recycling; proteasome-mediated ubiquitin-dependent protein catabolic process. The record is from RefSeq and is a predicted model, not a curated record. Gene Ontology annotation, cellular component: nucleus; cytoplasm. The coding region runs from base 1 to 3414 and encodes 1137 amino acids.